Messenger RNA from Solanum pennellii, 546 nucleotides. RefSeq lists its product as uncharacterized. The record is from RefSeq and is a predicted model, not a curated record. The coding region runs from base 1 to 546 and encodes 181 amino acids. NCBI's taxonomy places the organism in Eukaryota, Viridiplantae, Streptophyta, Magnoliopsida, Solanales, Solanaceae. The transcript has 3 exons.
AUGACAAGUAAUAUUGGUAUAUACGAUAAUUUUGACAUUGGAGAUGAUGUCACAUGUCGCAUUGGGACAACAUUGAUGAAAUGGAGGCUUGCUUCUGGAGUCUUGUGCGUUAAGAAGCUACCUCCUAAGCUUAAAGGUAAGUUCUACAGAAUGAUAGUUAGACCGUCCUUGUUGUAUGGAGUAGAGUUCCAACCAAUUAAGAACUCACAUGUUCGGAAGAUGCAUUUUGCGGAUAUAAGGAUAUUGUUGAUACGGAUGUGUGGACAUACUACGAGUGACAAGAUCAGAAAUGAGGUUAUCGAGGAGAAGAGAAAAAGGUUCUCAUUUGUUCCUACAUCUAUAUCUGUGUGCUAUUUAAUUGUUCCUAAUUUUGGUGUGUUCUUGAGAGAGAAGAAUUGGAUGGUUGGUAGGAUUUUCAAUCAAUCAACGGUGCCUCAAUCCGAAACGAGUGAAUUUACUGGUAACGGUAGGAUUUUUCUGUCUAUUUUGCAGAAUUCUGAUGAUUUUCCAGUUAUGUCAAGUGGUUUGAUGAUUGAAACCUGUUAG